CAAUCAUCUUCCACCAGACAAUCGGACUGUGCGAAGGAAAGAAAAGCAAAAAGCAAACCCAUCGAAAGUCAAAACAAACACACGCACCCAGACCAUACGAAAGGAAACGAAGCAAACGCAUUGUAUCGCAUCGCAAUCGCGCCGCACCAAUCUCCCUCCCACACUACUCGACUCGACUCGACGCGACGCCCCGCCAAAGCCCACCAUGCAGGAGGAACCGCCCCUGACGGAGGAAGCCGUGCGGAACGAGAUCGUCUCGUACGCACAGCAGCACCCCAACGACUUUGGGAUCACCACCGACGGCCGGGAGCGCAUCCCGAUGAAGAAGCUCAUGAAGCUCUUUUCCAUCAAGAAAAAGUCGCCCAUGGAGAAGCAGAAUCUCUUCCGGGUCAUCGUGAACAAAAUCUGCGACCUCGAGAUGAUCGAGGACGCCAAGGUCCUGGUCCUUAAGGAAGGAGUCCUCGAUCUUUCAGCCCAGGGACUCGGUGCCUCCGGCGGUGGCAGCGGGGACCGUUGCUUUGAAGACGAGGCCUGCUCCCAUUGGAAGCUGGGCUACGGAGAGGCCGCUCCCACCGUUUCCGACGGCUACAGCCACAGCAACGACCACGGCAAAAGCCACACGCGCGGAAGGACCGCCAGCAUCCCCGAGCCGUACUAUCCAAAGCCGAACCCAAACCCGGGCAACCUCAACCACCAGAGGAGGCACGCGAGGCGGGGGUCCCGCCGCUUCCUCCCCCCCCACUCGACCCACAGCGGCAACCUCAGCGUCGCCACGGUCGAUUCCAUCGGCGUCUACUCGAGCACUUCCGGCGACGGGAACAGGAUCGGCAGCCACAGCAGCCACAGCAGCCACAGCGGAAGCAGCGGCCACAUGCAGCGCCGCAUCGGGUACCGCCGGAGGGGCUCGGUCACCCGCUACUCGAUAUCGGCGCAGAACGCCGUCCUGGACGAGUACCAGAAGCACGAGGACGUCCUCAACCAGUUCCGGAAGGACUCGGCCAAGAUCGAGAGCUCGAUGCGAAGCCUUAGCAUGGGAACCGGCCGGACCACUCCCGGUCCCCCCGCGGCCCACGGGGCAACCGGCGGCGGCUCGAACCACUCGUCGAGGCGGUCGGGGUCCGUGGGCCCGAGCGAGGACACCAGCGGUCGGUCGCCGAGGCGGCGGUACAAGCAGGCCCCCCAGGAGCGGCCGAAUCCGAACCCGAAUCCGAACAAGGCGGCAAGCGCCGUGCGGCGGUUCUUCCGCCGCGGCCGCUUCUCGCUCGCCUUUUGAAGACACCAAGCGGCAAAGGGGGCAGAACCGGAACGGAGCGAGCAGAGCAGAGCAGAGAUACGUGGAUUGGAUCCGGAACGGGAGUCGGAGGUGGAAUUGCACGUGCAUUUGAUAUGGGCAUGGAUGGAUUAUGUGUCUCUGCAAUCCUGUUUGAUCCAUCACACGCAUCUACUAUCUUGACGAGGCCAAGCGCAAACCAGACAAUGCAUUUCUGCAAACUAGAAUCACCAAGACAUGCUGGCAAUGUGGGUCUAGAGUUCUUUGCCAGUUGUAGACUUUCUUACAAGCAUGCAGCCAAACCCAAGUGUCCAUGAUGAGCACACUUUAGACAGGCACGCAGCAAACGAUUGUUUUUAUAUUUUUCAUUAGAAUCGAUUCGAUUCGAUUUGCAGGAUUCGCCACCGAUAUCCAUCUGCGAACCCACAACGCAUUGUGUUGCAUUGCAUUGCAUCGCACGGUGCGUACCAAGUACCGAACGAAGCAACAAAGGAAAAAAGAAAGGAAGCAAGCAAACACUUGAACGAAUCAAUCAAUCGAUGAAUCAACCAAUCCAUUCCAGUAACAAUCGCUUGUAGCGAGGAAAAAGUGUGGCUUGUCAAAUUUGUCCUGUCGCAUCCUGGCAGGGGGCCGAAACCAAUUUAACAAAGGGUUUGCUAAUAUAUGGCUAAUAUACAC
Molecule: messenger RNA, 1948 nt
Organism: Pseudo-nitzschia multistriata
Lineage: Eukaryota; Bacillariophyta; Bacillariophyceae; Bacillariales; Bacillariaceae
Source: the annotation of a GenBank genome assembly